This is a messenger RNA of Penicillium malachiteum, 999 nucleotides long. RefSeq names its product fucose-specific lectin FleA (gene fleA). The transcript has 6 exons. The record is from RefSeq and is a predicted model, not a curated record. Lineage: Eukaryota; Fungi; Ascomycota; Eurotiomycetes; Eurotiales; Aspergillaceae. Bases 1 to 999 code for a protein of 332 amino acids.
AUGGAAUGUUUUGAUAUGGGUGCACAGAUGGCGGGGGUUGCCCGCUUCCUGCCUGCGACUCAGCAUAGCAAUAUGGAGACUAACGCGGCUCAAGAUAUCUUCUUCAGGACCACCAUCGGAGCUUGUAACUCGGAGGCCCACCUGCGAGUCUACAUGCAAGAUGUGCUCGGCAAAGUUCGUGAGGCUAUGUAUGAGCGCGAGUGGUCAAAUGGCACCGAGAAGAACAUCGUUGCUCAGGCAAAGAUCUGCUCGCCCAUUGCCGUUGCAUCUGUCGGACUGGAGAAUAUCCGGCUUUACUACCUGGCAAAUGACAACGUCAUGAAAGAGGUUGUCUACAUUUCAUCCAAGGGCUGGCAUGAAGGGGAGAUGAGCAAAUUGAACUUCCACGUGGCGCCGUAUGCCAGAAUGGAUGCUUGUUUCCUUCAGGGCGUAAACAAUACUGUGAGAGUUUACUGUCAAUUGCCGGAUAAUACCAUCCAGGAGUUUGGCUGGAGUGAGGGCUCCGAGUGGAAGAAGAUGCAAAACUUGGGACCUGCGAUGCCUGGUUCCGCAAUUGCGUGCACGAGCUUCAAAACCUCUCACAUGAGACUUCGGGUGUAUUUCCAAGAUCCAGAUCAUGUUUUGAAAGAGAAAUGCUGGGACCAGGAAAGAGGCUGGUAUGAUGGAUCGUUCAAGGUAUCGGCCUCUCACCAUGUACCCCCAAGAGCCGCGGUGGCAUGUACCAGCUAUCUCUUGGGCCAUGAAAGGAUUGGCAUCAGCGUCUUCUAUGCCAUUGCAGGAAGCAUGCAAGAAGUGAAAUUCGAUGGUCGGUGGCAUGAGGGGAAGAUGGAGGUAAAUUGCAUCCCUGGUAGUGAGGUUACUGCGAUUUCCUGGGGCAGUGAGAAGAACCUCGAAAUGAGGGUUUACUUCCAGAAGGGUGAGCACGUCAGUGGCAUCUCUGAGUGGAUGUGGACUGGUGGAAAGUGGAAGGCUGGGAAAGCUGCUCUUCCUCCUGCUUGA